AUGGUGGAUUACUAUGAAGUUCUAGGUGUGCAGAGACAUGCCUCACCCGAGGAUAUUAAAAAGGCAUACCGUGAAUUGGCACUGAAGUGGCACCCUGAUAAAAAUCCUGAGAAUAAAGAAGAAGCAGAGAGAAAAUUCAAACAAGUAGCUGAGGCAUGUGAGGUGUUAUCAGAUGCUAAAAAACGGGACAUCGAUGACAAAUAUGGCAAAGAAGGAUUAAAUGGUGGUGGUGGAGGUGGAAGUCAUUUUGACAGUCCAUUUGAGUUUGGCUUUACAUUCCAUAAUCCAGCUGAUGUCUUCAGGAAAUUUUUUGGUGGAAGGGACCCAUUUUCUUUUGGCUUCUUUGAAGACCCGUUUGAGAAGUUUUUUGGAAAUCAAAGAAGCCUCCAUGGAACCAGAAACAGGGGCACAAGAUCUUUUUUCUCUGCCUUCAGUGGAUUUCCAUCUUUUGGAGGUGGAUUUUCUUCUUUCGAUACAGGAUUUACUUCAUUUGGUUCCCUGGGGCAUGGGGGCCUUACUUCAUUUUCUUCAACAUCCUUUGGUGGUAGUAGGAUGGGAAACUUCAAAUCUAUAUCAACUUCUACUAAAAUAGUUAAUGGCAGAAAAAUCACUACAAAGAGAAUUACUGAGAAUGGUCAAGAAAGAGUAGAAGUUGAGGAAGAUGGCCAGUUAAAGUCCUUAACAAUAAAUGGUAAGGAGCAGCUGCUACACUUGGAUAACAAGUAA
Molecule: messenger RNA, 726 nt
Organism: Choloepus didactylus (southern two-toed sloth)
Lineage: Eukaryota; Metazoa; Chordata; Mammalia; Pilosa; Megalonychidae
Product: dnaJ homolog subfamily B member 6-like
Exons: 1
Coding region: 1-726 (241 amino acids)
Biological process (GO): positive regulation of proteasomal ubiquitin-dependent protein catabolic process; protein refolding
Cellular component (GO): cytosol; endoplasmic reticulum membrane
Molecular function (GO): ATPase activator activity; Hsp70 protein binding
Source: RefSeq, a predicted model, not a curated record